UCACGCUUCGGUACAAUAACAAAGUCCCGUUAACCGUGGUUACAAUCGGUCUGUGCGUUAUUUUGUUUGUACAAUACGUGUAAAGAGACCUGCUUUGGUUUUUGGAGUGGCGGCACAUCUGUGCACGUCCUGGAUCAAACGUUGUGUAUUUUGUUCAUUUUCACGGUUUUCCUCGACUGGAUCAGCAUAACGCAGCGACAAUUGUGGAGUGGGCGCACUGGAUAACCUUGCGCUAUCAAUAGCGUGCUGGCUAGCAAGCGAAGAGGAGCGCUUAGCCAGCUAAUAAAACAUUUCUUCAGAGUUAACUGCGGAUCACAAUAACACGUUCAGUGUACAUACAACGGAUUCUUUUUACACUCAUUCAAAUAUGCUGCUGUCGAAGUUUGGCUCAUUCUCCCACAUUUGCAGCCCGACUAGUAUGGAUCAUUUACCGGUGAAAAUACAGCUUCAACCAGUUAAAAUAGAAAAGGACCCAUUUGAGAAAGUGUACCAAGUCGGGUCUGUCCUGGGUAGCGGGGGAUUCGGAACAGUCUACGCUGGUAGUCGGAUCUCCGAUGGUUUACCGGUUGCUGUUAAGCAUGUGGCAAAGGAAAGGGUGACCGAAUGGGGCUCAAUUAAUGGUGUGAUGGUACCUCUGGAAAUUCUACUUCUAAAGAAAGUCGGUUCAUCUUUUCGAGGGGUUAUAAAACUCUUGGAUUGGUAUGAAAGACCGGAUGGCUGGCUGAUUAUCAUGGAGCGACCCGAACCUGUGAAAGAUCUGUUUGACUUUAUUACUGAAAAAGGCGCAUUGGAUGAGGCGACGGCCAGAGGAUUUUUCAGACAGGUCCUUGAAGCAGUUCGACACUGCUACAGUUGUGGAGUGGUGCACAGAGACAUUAAAGACGAAAAUCUCCUCGUAGAUCUUCGCACUGGGGACUUGAAGCUCAUUGACUUUGGUUCGGGGGCGAUUCUCAAGGACACGGUCUACACCGACUUUGACGGUACAAGAGUCUACAGUCCCCCAGAGUGGAUCCGCUUCCAUAGAUACCAUGGGCGCUCAGCAACAGUAUGGUCACUUGGCGUGCUUUUGUAUGACAUGGUCUGUGGAGACAUCCCCUUUGAGCAAGAUGAAGAAAUCCUUCGGGGUCGAUUGUACUUCAGGAGGAGAGUGUCUGCUGAUUGUCAGCAGCUGAUCAAGUGGUGCCUCUCUAUCAGACCCUCCGACAGACCCACCCUGGAACAGAUCUUUGAGCAUCCAUGGAUGCGACCAGCAGAGGUCUCCAAGGCAGAGGAGAAUGAUAUUAGGCUGCGGACCAUUGACACAGACACAUCGAGCACCAACUCUAGCAAAGAGAGUCUCUGAGAUGGAAGGCCAGAGCUGGAAUGUCUUGAACUUUGGAGUCUGCAGUCAGUCACUGACAAGGCUACCAUUUCCUUUUGUAGGGAAUCAUAAUUUAUUACAGCUUGCUCUUCCUUACCUUUUUUCUCUUUUAUAAUUCAUGUUUCCUAAUUGGGAACAGUUGCUGUUUGGGCGGACUUGCCAGCACUAUUUAUUUUUUAUUUUUUUAUGUUCAAAGAUGUUACAAGGCUGGUUUAUGCAUUGGUCAAGCCUCCUAUUCAGAUGUGGAUGCUCUCAUAGAGCUUGGAGUACUUUUUAUUUAAAUGUUUUAAUUUGAUUUGGAGUGCCUUUUUGAAAGCUGCUGUUGUGGGGCUUUCAUCAUUGCUUUUGUCUUUAUUUUAUUUCCCUUCCAGGCUUGUAUGUAAGUUGUCCAGCGGUGUGGGCAAAAUGGGGUCCAUUAUACCGCAGAACAAAUUACCUCCCAGCCUUGGGUCUUGUGAUGGGGAGGAGUGAACAUAGAAUACUUGAAACACACUCACUGCAUCCCCUUUUUAUGCUGCUCACUCACACUUUAGCCUCUACAGGUGUUUGGAAGACAGUUCCUUUCUUUUCUGAAUGUGUAUUACAUUUCAAUAUAAUCCCACACUCAUUAAUGGGUGUAAGGGUCCCCCCUCCCUUUAUCCCCAUCUCACUGCUGAUAAUACAUUGCUCAAGCCUGGACCGCCUAGGCUAGGGUAAAAAUUGCACAAUCAAUGCAAUAUUCAUGGAUUUUUCUUUCCCUUUUUGUAUUUUUCAAAGCAAAUCUUGUACAGUGUGUUUUUGUGUAUAUUUUCCCUUGCAUUUAAUUUAUUUGUACCAUGUAGACAUUCCACACUCUGUGGCUAUUUAUUUUUUAUUUAUUGUCUUUGCUUAGAUCCCAGCAUUCACAUAUCUUUACAUGGCCUUUUGUUUGCAUUCCUGUAGUACUAUUUUUUUACAUUUUGACAAGAAAUAAAGUGGAGGAUGCACUGAAGAUGCUGUCAAUGUUAAAAGGAAUAAAGCAAGGUUUACUUAAAA
Molecule: messenger RNA, 2374 nt
Organism: Sardina pilchardus (European sardine)
Lineage: Eukaryota; Metazoa; Chordata; Actinopteri; Clupeiformes; Clupeidae
Gene: pim3
Product: Pim-3 proto-oncogene, serine/threonine kinase
Exons: 6
Coding region: 368-1342 (324 amino acids)
Biological process (GO): protein autophosphorylation; negative regulation of apoptotic process; regulation of mitotic cell cycle
Cellular component (GO): cytoplasm
Molecular function (GO): ATP binding; protein serine/threonine kinase activity
Source: RefSeq, a predicted model, not a curated record